GCCCGAGGCGCGCGCUGGGGGAGUGUGAGGCGGGGCUGCGGUGGCUGCGGCGGCUGAGGCGGCUGUGGCGGCGGCGGCAACGCGUUCGGGCAGGACCAAGUCUCUCGCCGUCCAGCGGCCUGGGAUGGGUAAUGGUGUGCAGGAAGGCUCAGUGCGUCUGCGUGAGGAUGCUGAAGCCAUCCUGUCAGGGCCUGUCUCCUCAAAGAGAGACCACAGGCAGGUGCUCAGCUCCUUAGUGUCUGGGGCCCUGGCGGGUGCACUUGCCAAAACAGCGGUAGCCCCACUGGACCGAACCAAGAUCAUCUUUCAAGUGUCUUCAAAACGAUUUUCUGCCAAGGAGGCCUUCCGGGUCCUCUACUUCACCUACCUCAACGAGGGCUUCCUCAGCCUAUGGCGCGGGAACUCGGCCACCAUGGUGCGGGUUAUUCCCUACGCCGCCAUCCAGUUCACCGCACACGAGGAGUACAAGCACAUCCUGGGAAACUACUACGGCUUGCGUGAAGAAGCCCUGCCCCCGUGGCCCCGCCUCCUUGCUGGCGCACUGGCGGGAACCACAGCUGCUUCCCUCACCUACCCCCUGGACCUGGUCAGAGCCAGGAUGGCUGUGACGCCCAAGGAGAUGUACAGCAAUAUCUUUCAUGUCUUCAUCCGAAUUUCUCGAGAGGAGGGCCUGAAGACCUUGUACUUCGGAUUCACCCCCACUGUGCUGGGUGUCAUCCCCUAUGCCGGGCUCAGCUUCUUCACCUAUGAGACACUCAAAAGCCUGCACAGAGAAUACAGCGGUCGCCCACAGCCCUACCCCUUUGAGCGCAUGAUCUUUGGGGCCUGCGCUGGCCUCAUCGGGCAGUCGGCUUCCUACCCUCUAGAUGUGGUUCGGAGGCGUAUGCAGACAGCUGGUGUCACAGGCCAUCAGCAUGGCUCCAUCCUGAGCACACUGCGCUCCAUUGUGCAAGAAGAGGGUGCAGUGCGGGGCCUUUACAAGGGCCUGAGCAUGAACUGGCUGAAGGGCCCAAUUGCCGUGGGCAUCAGCUUUACCACCUUUGACCUCAUGCAGAUCCUGCUGCGCCGGCUACAGAGUUAGGCCCAGGAAAUGUGGAUAGUGAGCUGGUGGAUUGAGGGCAUAUGGUUGGGUGCUGGCAGCCCCUGGUGAUACCUUGAGGACAGGCAGAUGGGCGGGGCUUGGCUUAGAGCUACAGGGCCUGGACCUAAGCACUGGCCCUCCAGGUAUGAUGUUGGGAAGAUGGCUCCCAUCUGUCCCUCUCCUCCCAGCUCCUCUCCAGUGUCUGGUGCAUCUCCCAGGGGUGUCACCUAGAAGGCCCCUAAGGGGUCAGUUCCACCUGCUGACCCUGUGUCUUUUGACCUGCUGCUGAUUCUAGUGCCCACUGGCACAUUGGGUUCAGAGCCUGUCCCUUCUUGCUGCAACUGUGUGCCUGGCCUGCAGAUGCAACCAGCCCUUUCCAGAAGCCACACCCUGGCCAGGAGGGUCGAAGCUCAGCCCUGGCUGCACCUGUGUCCAUCCCCCACCCACUGUGCCUCCCUUUCCAUUGUGUCCUGCCUUUCCAUUCUUUCCCAGGGGACAGACAGCCACUCUGUCCCCACAGGGUCCAGAACACUGUGCCCAUCUGGUUCCUGAGGGCUGCACCUGGUCUUUGCCACUACCUGGCUUGUAACCUUUCCGAGAGGCCUCACUGCCACUAUGAAGCGGUCCCCACUGGAAAUGCCCAUGUGUAUCCCCUGAGGUAUAGCACUUGGACCACCCAGAGGCCUGAGGGCUCUCACCCAAACAUGGAGGUGGGCCCAAGCUCCUGAAACUGCCCUACCCAGACUUCUGGUGACACCCUGUGGGUCCCCAGUCCCCACUAAGGCUCUCGCUCACCCAAGCCAAGUGAAGGCCCUGGAGGAGUGUCUGGGCCUAUACAGAUGAACACAGGUGUCUGGGGCAUGAGGAAUGGUUGGGAAACCUGGGGACCCCUCGGUGUCACAGCAGGUCUCAGUGUGCCUUUCUGAAUGAUGUCUAGAGUUCAUGAUUUGGGCUUUUUGAGACAGUCUCACCUGGAAGUCGUGGCUGGCCUGCUACCUAGUAUAUAACCUGGGCUAGCCUCCAAUUCAUAGCAAUUGUUCUGCCUCUUGAUUCUGGUUUUCAACUUGUUGGGCCCCAGGUGUAUUCAUACCGAACCCCUGCCCCGUGUAACCUGGUUACCACAGCUGGCUGGGCAGCUGCCUCAUAUAGAGGACCUGAGCAGGUGGCUAGACCCCCCAUGUGUUUCUAAUCGUGAAUCCCAUUCCCACACCCCUUGCUCUUUGUCUCUUGCCUUGCGCCUGUGAUGCCCAGACCCUCUCUGCCUUCCUCGCAUGUGCUGAUGGUCUGUCCUCAUCCAGUCCCCAGGCACCUGUGGUGGCUUUGAGGGACCACCCUCUUGUGUGAGUGUGAUGCCUACCCUGACCUUGUGCAGCCCCCACACUGGGCAGGACAGGCUGAGCACCCCAUACAGGAAAGUAGGAGGGGAAUGAGGCUCCUGGGCCACCCCAGCAAGUGGCAUCAUUUGGAUGGUUGGGCAGCGCCUUGCAUUGGACCAUGGACUAGGCCUGAGAGGUGAGGGUGUCACAGGCCCCUGGUCUUCUUGGUCCCCCUGGACAUGCCUCCUUGGUAUCUCUGGCCUGGGUAGGCUCUCAGCCUUGUGGCUACCCUCCCCAGUCACCAUCCUGGUCUGGAGUUCUAUUUUGAUGCCAUGAAGACACUUUGUUUAUAUAAUGUUUAUAUAUUUUGAUUUGUGCCAAGAGAGUAUAUUUAAUAAAAAUUUAAAUGAUGUCUA
Nannospalax galili (Upper Galilee mountains blind mole rat) is the source of this 2813-nucleotide messenger RNA. RefSeq names its product solute carrier family 25 member 42 (gene Slc25a42). Bases 125 to 1081 code for a protein of 318 amino acids. Gene Ontology annotation, biological process: transmembrane transport. The transcript has 8 exons. NCBI's taxonomy places the organism in Eukaryota, Metazoa, Chordata, Mammalia, Rodentia, Spalacidae. The record is from RefSeq and is a predicted model, not a curated record. Gene Ontology annotation, cellular component: mitochondrial inner membrane.